Messenger RNA from Hirsutella rhossiliensis, 1440 nucleotides. RefSeq names its product DNA excision repair protein ERCC-8. The transcript has a single exon. Gene Ontology annotation, cellular component: nucleotide-excision repair complex; Cul4A-RING E3 ubiquitin ligase complex. Bases 1 to 1440 code for a protein of 479 amino acids. Gene Ontology annotation, molecular function: protein binding. NCBI's taxonomy places the organism in Eukaryota, Fungi, Ascomycota, Sordariomycetes, Hypocreales, Ophiocordycipitaceae. Gene Ontology annotation, biological process: proteasome-mediated ubiquitin-dependent protein catabolic process; protein polyubiquitination; transcription-coupled nucleotide-excision repair. The record is from RefSeq and is a predicted model, not a curated record.
AUGCAGUCUCGUCUCUUCGCCCGCGAGACGGGUGACCUCGCUCCCCAUGACCUGGCCCAGGCCAUCACCUCUGGCCUCCUCCGCUCCUUUGCGCCAGCUCCGCAGCAUCGCUUCCACGGCGAGGCAGCGUCGUCUGCGGCCCAUCACAGACCCCAUCGUCUUCGCGCCCACGCAGAAGGCGUCGGCUGCCUCGCCCUCGACAAGUUUGACGGGCGCCUUCUGCUGUCUGGCGGUGCCGGAGGAUCCAUUAGGCUGUGGGAUUUGGAGGACUGCGUCAGCCCGCACAAGCUCCAUACCUUCAGGCCUGUGAGCACCAUUGCGCGGUCCACGCCGGACAGCAGGGCAGGUGGAGGCCACAGCCAUGGCAUCACCCAUCUUGCCUUCUAUCCCUUCGACCCCGACGCCUUCCUCUCGAGCUCGUACGACAAGUCGCUCAAGUUGUGGUCGACGGAUCGCGCAGCCGUAACUGCAGAGUUCCAUCUCAACGCCACCAUAUACUCGCACUCGACAAGUCCAGUCGCCGACCACCUGCUCGUCGCCUGCGCAACCCAGCAUUCCAACGUGCGCCUGGUGGACCUCAAGUCUGGCUCGGCCGUCCAGGCCCUCGUCGCACGCGGCGGCCCUGUGCUGUGCACGUCGUGGAGCCCGCGGCAUCAACACGUGCUUGUGAGCGGUCACGCCGACGGCAAGGUUCGCAUCUGGGAUGUCCGACGCGCCGGCGGCGUCAUUGCGCAGCUCGACCAGGAAGAUUCAUUGGGCGUCCUACACCGGUUCGGCCACGCCGCCGCUGCGGGCAUCGACUGGGCCCAGACAUCACACUUUCGAGCCUCGGCGCAGGCCCACGACGAGGCGGUCAACGGGCUGCAGUGGACUGAUGAUGGGCGAUACUUGCUGUCGGCCGGGCUGGAUCGGCGCGUCAGGGUCUGGGACGCCGCCACGGGCGCCAACACGCUGGCGAGCUUUGGCUCGCUCGUCCAGAACCAACACGCCAAGACGGCCAGCUUCUUUGUGUCGCCCUCGGCACUGUCGACCCAUGGGGACCUCCUCUUUUGGCCCAACGAGCAGGAGAUCCUCGUCUUUGACCUUCACAGCGGGGACAUGAUAACGCGGCUGCGGAGUCCCGGCUCGUCGAAUCCUGUGGGGCCCCGCGGAGCAGAGACGGGCAGGAACAGGAUCACGAGCAUUGUCUGGCGGGGAGCCGGCGGUGGUGGGCGUCACGUCGGCCCGGUCGCGGGGGGCGGCAACUCGGUUGGCGCCAUCUACAGCGCUCAUCUAGACGGGCAGAUUCGUGCGUGGAUGCCGCGCAUUCCCGGGCCAGACGACGUGGAUGAGGCCAUCGAGCAGGAGCCCGACGAGGACGACGAGGUCAAGAGUAAGAAGAGGAAGGCGGUAGACAACGCCUACCGCAGUUUGAUGGGAAAACAUAUUACAUUUACAUGA